Messenger RNA from Trichosporon asahii var. asahii CBS 2479, 1569 nucleotides. RefSeq lists its product as uncharacterized. Lineage: Eukaryota; Fungi; Basidiomycota; Tremellomycetes; Trichosporonales; Trichosporonaceae. The coding region runs from base 1 to 1569 and encodes 522 amino acids. The record is from RefSeq and is a predicted model, not a curated record. The transcript is spliced from 5 exons. Gene Ontology annotation, molecular function: protein binding.
AUGUCUGUUGCAGCUUCUCCACCGGCAGAGGUGCUCUUGGUCGUCAUCGAGCACCUCUUCUCCACUAAAGACCUCUUGUGCGCUGCUCUCGUCAACCGUUCCUGGCGCGCCGCAUGCCUCAGUUCGAAAUCCCUUUGGCACCGUCACUGGCGCAUCCUGAAACACAGCGAUACUCAUCGCCGUCGCAUUCUCGCCAAGCCUGGUGAUGAGGUUGACUGGCAUGCUGAGACCUUUGCUGGCGUUCGCAGAGAGACUGCCUGGCAGACCGGCAAAGUCACGUCUCGUGUGAUUCAGCUGCCUUCCAACUUCAAGUCGCUGGCCAGUGUGGAUGACCAGACCGCUGUAAUUGUCCUGGAUUGCCCUCGCGAACCUGUUGAGGGCAAAACCUACCUUCGAAUUGUCAAGGCGUACCGCAUCGUGGACAAGGACACUUUCGAGACGAUCCAUGAGCUUCCCCGCAUUCCAGGGAGCUGGUGCAGUCCCACCAACGUGAAUGGCCUCGGACAUGUCUUCAACAUCACUGACUAUCCCCUCAACUUCUACUAUAUCCCCGAAGACGCCUACAAAUGGCUAGGAGGUCCACCGACGGGCGCUCGUGGCAAGCGCGACUGGCCCCAACUUCCUGGCUUCGUUUUCAUCGGCGGCCAGGAGAUCAAGUCUGAAGGUAGCGUCUACCUCUAUGUUGACAACGCGGGGUCUUCCCAACCCCAGCUCUCCAUUCACGAGCAGGACACCGACAACUUGAGCUGGGUCAGGUGGGGUGCCUGGAGGGGCAAACGCCGCAUGAUGAGUGGGGGAAACGAGGACUACAUGGAUCAUCUUCUCACCGAUGAGAACGUCCUCGUCAGCUCAAUCGAUGCCACUAUCCUCAUCCGCGAGCGCGACGGCGGCAAGGCUCUCGACUGCCGUGCGCUGUCCGGACACACUGCCCAUUAUCGUUUCCGCUGCCCCCCGCACUCGGACUUGCACAUCGGUGCUGAUGACCUCGUACGUGGCAUCAAGCAGUUUAUUCCCUCUUCUACAAUUGUGACAGCUACCCCGUCGAGGCCAGUCCCCGGUAAGGUUCGCCAGCUUCUCGUCGCAGACUCCGAAGUCGAGGUUGCCGGCAAACAUCUGUUCUGCGAAGUGGGCGCCGGGCUUGUGGUCUUCCCAGACUAUGCCGCACCCUUCGCUGGGCGCCCCAAGAUUGCUCCUCUCAUUAUAGAGCUGGAGCACACUGGUGUCAGCUUUGAGAUCUGCGACCACCACCUGGUGUUCCUCACCCUCGGGGCUUUCUACGUUCUCGAUAUCAGCCAGUUUGACGACCCCAAGCCGCCUUCGCAACUCAAGGCCGUGAAGAUCAGCCGUUACGGGGUUAUUGCGUCUCGACGUUACGGACACCGUGUCAACGACACAGACAAGGGUGCUACUGCUUGUGUCACUGUCACCGCUGGUGCCAUCUAUGAGACUCUGAAGAUUGACCAUCACUGGUGGGCCCAGGGAGAGGAGGGCAAGAAACCCAGUGAGGGCGAGCCGCUGCCUGUUGAGCACUUAGGCUGUCUGUAUCUCCGCAUCAUUGGUUGUGUCUAG